Molecule: messenger RNA, 1602 nt
Organism: Fraxinus pennsylvanica
Lineage: Eukaryota; Viridiplantae; Streptophyta; Magnoliopsida; Lamiales; Oleaceae
Source: the annotation of a GenBank genome assembly
AUGGCAGAGGGCAUAGCAUUUUCCAUCGUUGGGAAGCUUGCAGAAUACACAGUCGAUCCAGUUUUGCGCCAAAUCAAGUACUUGUUCUUCUUCAACAGUAACAUUCAGGAUUUGCGAAAUAAAGUUCAAGAACUUGAAAAUAAGAGAAAUGACGUGAAACUACAGGUUGGUGCCGCCGAAAGAAAUAAUGAAAUCAUCGGGGAAGAAGUUUCGGCAUGGUUGCUAAAGGUCGAUGACUUAAAGGAAAAAGCUCAUGAAGUUUUGAACAGUGUGGCAGGUUCUGAAAUGCGGUGUCUAUUCAAUAGAUGUCCAAAUUUGAAGUCCCGUUACUUAUUAAGCAGGAGAGCCACAAAGAAGACUAUUGAGGCUGAUAAGCUCAAAGUGGAAGGUACAUUUGAGAGGGUGAGCUAUCCUCGACCUCCGGUGCAAGUGUUGAACCUAACUUCCCAUCAGAGUUUCGAAACAAGGUUAUCAACUAAGGAGCAAAUCAAGGAAGCUCUAAAGGAUAAAGAUAUCAGCAUAAUUGGGAUAUGUGGCAUGCCUGGAGUUGUUAAGAUGUCUUCUUGUAAUGCAAUUAGAAGCUUGUUUCCAGAGUCAGUUGCAAACAGAUUGGUAAAUCUCCAAAUUCUAUUCAUAUUGAAAUGUGUGAUGUUAGAGGAAGUUGUUUCAACGGACGCACGAGAAAAUGAAGUUACCAAAACUUGCAAAAUGCUCGAGUUUCCAAAACUGAAAAAAGUCAGGCUGGUGAAUUUGAGUAGAUUUAAGAGCUUCACAUCUCAAUCAAAUAGCGGUGUUGUUCAUCAAACAUUGUUCAAUCAGGUCAACUUUCCUAACAUGGAUUUGCUGCGUGUUGAUGGGUUCGAUUGUAUAGUAAAGCUACUAGGCAAGGAAAUGCCAAUAACAUCUCUGCAUAAACUAACAGACAUGCGGGUGCUUGAUUGUUCUAAAUUGCUGACUAUUGCAGAAUCUGAUUCAAUUCAGUUACUGCAAAAUCUUGAAAGACUUCGUGUGCGUGGAUGUAAUGCACUUGAAGUAUUGUUUGAUUUUGAGGGUAUAAAUGUCACUAAUGAUGAUGCAGAAAUUAAUAUGCUUGGUCGAUUAACAUCAUUGUGGCUGCGCUCACUACCAAAAUUGGUGCACAUUACAAGGAUGGUUCCAAAAGAAAUUCGUGUCUUCCAAAAUUUAAAAAAUCUCAAUGUUUAUGCUUGUGAGAACUUAAGAUACUUAUUUUCACCUUCAAUAGCCAAUUCUCUUGUGGUUCUGGACUUUCUAAAGGUUUCAAAUUGUGAAUCAAUUGAAGAGAUUAUUGGAAAAGAAGAAGAAGGCACUUUAGAGAUUAAAACAGUUGAAGGAAUGAAAACCAUAAUUGUGUUCCCUAAUAUGAAACGUCUACAACUCGAGGAUCUUUCAAGUAUUCAAAUGUUUUGCUCUCAGAACUAUGAACUUGUGUUCCCUUCAUUAGAGGAUUUGACCAUUGAACAGUGCCCUGAGAUGAAAAAAUUGAGUCCACGGCCACUAAGUGCACCAAAGCUUAGUAAACAUACAAGAGAACAUUACCAUUUUUUUGAUAUUUCCGAUUUGUUGGAUGAGUCAGGUAUGUGA